Molecule: messenger RNA, 806 nt
Organism: Exophiala oligosperma
Lineage: Eukaryota; Fungi; Ascomycota; Eurotiomycetes; Chaetothyriales; Herpotrichiellaceae
Exons: 3
Coding region: 327-656 (109 amino acids)
Source: RefSeq, a predicted model, not a curated record
CUUCACUUGUUGCAAACGACCUUCAUUCACCUUUCCCCUCCGAAACUGUACUCCCUGCACACACCUGCUCCCGACCUCCACCCACUGCGUGUGUGUGUUUGCUGUAUCGGUCGGUCCCCUCGCAACGAUCUACAAAAGCUACAAUACCCAGUACAGGAAGCUCGGAGAGAGAGCUUUCACCAACCACAAAAAAUGGCGAUUAAACCAAUCACAGGAAUGCUCCGACGAGGUCUCGUCUUGGACCUGAGUAUUGCGAUGGGUAAGCGAACCUUGUGACCUGCUCCCUACUAUGUGUCUCGACGACGAAAAAGAACCCGAAGAAGAGAAUGGAACAAGGAUAUGGUGCGCCAGCGAAAGUGCGAAGACAACAAACACAAACGACAGCCCAUACUUCGAUUCGAGGAACUGGCGGGACCUUGCGGAAGAGGAGAGAGAGCCACACACACACAGAGAGAGAGAAAGAGAAUUUGAAGCUGACAAGUUUGCGGUAUUUCAGGUCUAGGAACGACGUUUGGUUAUCUAUGGUGGUACGGCUACCACCUGCCCCGCGUCCGAGCCCGAGACAACUUUUACGCCAAACUGGAAGACGAGAGAGCGAGAGAGGCCGGUUUCAAAUAACCGUGUCGCACCCAACGGUCGUGAUGGUGGUUUGUUGAGGAGGGGGGAGAGAGAAGUGGUGCUUGUGCUGGUCUGUUUUAACAAUACAAUACCAAACCAAAUGAGACGGCCAGGAGUUACCUUAGUUAUCGGGCUACCGACCUCGAAGUCUGUACAUAUUGAAUCAAUCACAAAGUUGUAAAAGGAGA